AAGACCAUCGGAAAUAUGUGUUUUCCAAUGAUCUUAGGAGACUCCUGUGAAAGGGUCGUUUGACCCCCAAAGGGGUCGCGACCCACAGGUUGAGAACUGCUGUUCUAACUCCUAGUGGUACAAGAAAGUGAUAGGAGGGAAUUAUCUUUUCUGAAUUUAAGAACAAUGCAAUAUUCAUACUUUGCAAACAGAAGAUCCAAUUCAUUUCCCAGUAUAUUCAAUUUUAAAAAGAUCAGGUAGCAACAACAUGAAUUUAAUAUAGUCUGGAUUUAUAAGUGCAUAUUUCAAAAAUAUGGUGAAUUUUGAAAUAGAAAUUAAAAAUAUCCUAGAAUUUAGUGACAGUCAAAAUAUUCAUAUUCAAUUCCAAUAUUUUUUCUUCUUUCUGAAUUAUUUGGGGGAGGGAGGGAGAAAGACCUUCUACUAUCCUAAAAAUCAGAACAGUUUAUCCCAUUAGUUCAAGCAGAGCAUAUACUUUGCAAGAAAAGAAUUCAGAUUUCAGAGCUGCCACCCUAUUUUUUAUUCCUAUUAUUUAAAUCUUUCAAGUUAUUUUUGCUGUGUUAAGUUCAGUCUCCAAUUAAAAGAGAGCAAAAUAAAUAAAGACUUCUGCCUUGGGGAAUGAUGUCAGUGAGAACACACUAUAUUAAGCAGUGAUACCAGCUGAGUUUAAAUCACCAUACAAUAACUAAUAUUUCUUUGCUUCUUAGUUUCUAAAUUUAUUUAUUUUUAGAUAAUUUUUAAUCUAAAUUUAUCUAUUUUUUUAAUCCCAUCUUUUAUUAUUUUUAUAAGUAAUUCAAGACAGCGAGCAUAUAUAAUACUUCUUCUAUACUGAGAGAGAGAUCAUGAAUUUGAAGUUAAUUACCAAGAGUGUACUUAUGAUACUCAGUUGUAUUUCUCCCUUCCCUGGAUAUCUCAAAAUCCUUUGCUUGUCUCCUGGUUAUAAAGAACUGAAUAUAAGAGAACAAAUUGAAACUAAAUCUGGAUAAAACAGAAUUGUCAAUUCCAGAGGCUGACUUUAGAUUUUGAAAAUAUCCCUUUAUUGAAUAAGGUUGCAUUUCCUCUUCACAUUUGGGGAUCUGCCUUUAAUGCUGAAUAGAUAAAUUACAUCAGGGAAAGGGAGCAUUUCAGCAUUGAUUGAUAAAAAAUUGUAUCCUUUGCUAGAAGUAAGAAACCUGGCAUUGAUUAGGCACAUUCAAAUAAUUUUCUUGAUGCAUUAUUGCAGUUCAGUGUUCAUAGAACAAAACUUUUAUACGUCUUAGAAUGGAGCACAGGAAUGGUAGCUGCAGGUGCUUCCAGAGGAUACCAUAUCACAACUGUUUCAAAUUGCGGCACGACUUGCCAUUUCCUUUCUGGUCUCAAUUCAAGGUACUCAUUGUCCUAUAUAAUACCUUAUUGGUGGUUCUCAGCCUGUGGUCUGCGGACUCCUGGAGGAGCAUGAUGUCACAGGGGGUUGUCAAAGGGUUGAAGAAAUGUGGACACAAAGGGGUAUUUAAAGGCAGUGAAGAAAAAAUUUGAGAACCAUUGCUUUACAUAGUUUGGGCUCAGGUUUGAUGCAGGUCCACCUGCAUCCAUUCAGUGGCACAUGUCUUGCAGAUCCUGCAUAAUAUCAGCAACUAAUUCUGAAGAUGAAUUCAGAUUAUGUAAUAAUUUGUCACUGAAGCUGAAACUCCUCUUUUAUAUUACAGUUUAGAAGAGGGCUUAAAUCUUUUUUUAAUACAGGUCUUCUAAAACUUUUCACAAUUUUAGAGUUUUUAAUUGGGAUUUAACAAUUUUAUUUGUCAUGAAUAUUUGUGGGCUGAGCAAAUAUUGGGACUGGACAGCAUAUACAAAUUUAAAAUAAAGAGAAAACAGAACAGCCUACCAUUGUAGUAAUAUCAUAGUACAUGUGAACAAAUAAUGAUACUAAAAUAAGCUCCUGGUAAGUCAGGUGAUUAAGAAUGUUUUUCAGCAUUCUGUUGAUGAAAGUUGUCUAUUUUAAAAUCUUAGGUGUCAGUAAGAACAACUGACCCGUCAUGAGUACAUUUUUGGCUAUCAUUUGAUAAUCAUGUUACUUAAUUCAGCCAGACUGGAACUUGUGACUAGGUAGUGUAAAGCUUCUUAUCCCAUUGCUCAUAGGUACGGAUUUGUUUAGUCUUCUUCUUUUUGACAUGGGUUUCAUAUGAUGUGCUUAUUUAUGGAGACAAUCCAUAUAUUAUAUUAGAAUAAAAUCUUUUUUUUAAAAAAAGACCCCGUGGCGGUAUAUUCCAGCUUUGUUUAACAAGUCCUACUAAAUCCUUAGGAGAGAAUUAAGCACGGGCACUUAACCCUUACUGUUUAUGUGAAUGAGAUGGCUGAAUCAAACUUACUGUGGUUGGAUAAUUGAUUCAGUCAAUACAUCAGUUGGGGACAGCUGAGUUAUACUUAAUCAUUUAUAUUAAUAUUGUUCCAUACAACUUAACAGGAAUGUGUGAGAGAGAUCUUUUUGUGAGAUUAGGCUUUGGAAUAUAAAACCAAAUGAAGUUAUUCUUUAAGGAUAAAUGUUGGGCCAAAUAAUCACAUUACCAUUUGUAUAUGUGUCUGGAAUAGGGAACUAGAAACAAAGGAAUCCCCUUAUCCAAUGUUCAGUCAAACCUCCAUUAGUAAGGCAGAAAUAAAAAGGCUUUUUUUGUCUUCACUUUAAAAAAUUCUUAAGAAUACUAUUCUAGUGGGCAUUGCUUUUCAAUUGGGUUGAGGAAAGUUUAUGAAAACUAGAGUUCCAAUUCUUUCUUUGAAACCCCCAAUGGGAUACCUCUUUUCACAGCAGCUGGAAUAGAUUGUCUAGGUCUGAUUUCCUGCCCUUAGAUGACAGGAUUAAAACGAUGAGGAGAGGGUCAGGAUUAUGGGGCAUAUUCUCAGGGAUCAUAGAGAGUGCACAGAUGAACUACCCAUGGCAUGGCAUUUGGCAGAGUUGCUCUUUCCUGCAUCACUAAAAUAUUGUACCAUAAUAAGCCCUUCAUAAAAUGGGAUAAACUAAUGCUAUAACUUGUCCGUCCAUCAGUGAAAAGUCUCCACCACAUUUUCUUUCAAGCCUCCUAGGGAAUUCUCUGGGAUUUCAGUACCUUUUUUCUGGAUAGGUAAGCAUAAUUACAAAUAAAGUAUAAGGUUACAGCAUCCUAUUUUCAUUUUUGCCCUGGAACUUUAUCAUUUAAGCUUCUAACUGGCAGAAAAUAUCUUUAAGCAAUGUUAGAUUGUGUCAGAAUAUUUUCAUUUCUAAUCUCCAGCUCUCGUAUACUUAAGUUUAUCUAGCAAAGGUGCACUAAGAAUGAUUCUGUAUAGAUUAAUUUUCUAUUUUCUCUCCAUUUAUGACACAGAAUGACAAUUUAAAUAGUGGAAGCUAAUUGAAGAUUGACAGUGAUAUAAUUUUUUGAAUUUCCAUGUAGUCUCUCUCUGCAAUAUGCAGUUCUUAAAUCAUUUGCUAAUUGGGGGCAUCAUUUAUUUGCUGCAGACUAAUUGUUAUUAAUCUUAUUAAAAUUCACCAUGGAAAUAAGUAACUGGGGAAAAAAGACCUGCUUUUAGCGUCAAGUUCCAAAGAAUGAGCUAUAGAUUCCUAAUUUGUAUCACUAGAUUUGUUAGCUGUUAUCAGGUGGAUUAAUGUUAUAUUAGUUCUAUUCUUUACCAGAUUGUAAAAAAAAAAAAAAACCUAGCACUUAUAACUAGGGAAAAGUAACAGAUUUGCAAGAAAAAAAAUUUAAAUCAUCCCCUAGCAAUUGAAUCUGAGUGCUUGUAAUAAUGCCCUAUAUAUAAAUAUGUAUGUCAGUAUUAUUAUAUAUAUGUAAAAGAGCUUUUAAUGCAUGUUGUUUCACCCACUAAUUCCACUUUUCAAAACUCUGCUGUAAUUCAUGUUGACAAGUGACAUGUGAUGCCGGUUGAUGGGUCUCAAAGACUCAUCUCCUGUUUCAGUCCUUCCAAAGUCUGCCUAAUCUAUGACAUAUAUGGUCUAGGGAGAUAUGUGUCUGCUUUUUCCUGUCAUCACGUCUCUGAUUGGAGGAUUUUUAGGUCCAAAAUAUCUCAAGGAGUCUUUAGGGUUAUUGGUUGUGAUCCAGAUUUACUCUUCUCUCUCCCUUCCCCUCCUUUCUUUUUUUCCCACUUGGAACUUUUCUACCCAAGGGAUUUCUCUUGUUAUGCUGGAGACUGAUUCUGUGGCUGCUUAGCUGCAAAGUCCUUCUUCCGGAUGUGUCAUUUGGAUACAGUAUCUUCUAUGCCCAAUGCAAAAAUCAGUUGGAAGAGUUGUUUUGUCUCUCUUUAUGUUGCAACGUGGAAAGUAACCUAAUGUUUUAAAAAUGCCAGUCCGACGGACUCGGCAUGGUCAUCUGAAGGGAGUGAGUUGGGCCACUAUCAGCUUGAGUGCGCACAGUCCCACAACCCAGCGCCAGAUUCCAAAUGGACCCUCUCCGGAUGAAAUUGAAAUUCAGAGAAGGCAAGCAAUGGAGCAGCAACAGCAGCAACGCCAAGAACCUCUGGAAAGAAGAACCUCUACCACAGUCUCCACCCUUCAGAUUAAAGUGUCUUCUUCCCCUUUUCACUGCCAGUCUCCUCCUCCUGACUACAGUAGCUACAAUGCUUCUACUUCCACUGGUGCAGUUGUUCCUCCUCCUCCUCCUCCUUAUGCCAAAGCAAUCUCAUCACCAUCUGCUCUCCCUGAAUCUGCUAGCAAGGCCUCUUUCAGAUCUGCUCAUAGGGUCCAGGAAUCCCCUCUGCGUUGCCACCAAUAUUCUCCCUCUGAGUUCCCACCAUCUCCUGGCCCUUCCUUUCCACCAACUUGGCCAGGUUACAGAACUGUUGCACGAAGCACCAAGGAAAUCUCUUUAUCUCCACCUCUUGCCUCUGCUUCCCCUCAUCAGUCCAUAAGAUGUUCUUCCCUGUCAUAUUCUCCUCAAGCUGCUUCUCCUGUGACCUUUACAUCCCCUAUACAGAAGGGGCUGAUCCUGCAGCCCCAUAUUCCAGUAGUCCUUCCUGUAAUUGCUGCCCAGAAUGGCAGACUCCAGGGGCCUACAGGUGAAGUGGUCCAAGAUGCCUCAGCAAAUGUACCUCUAUCAGGUCUGAAUGGCCGACAUGAAGAUUGUUUAGUUACACAAAUUCCUCUAUGCUCCCCUAGGACACAGCCAAAGAGAAAAGAUCAAUCUUUUUUCUCCUAUUUAGAAGCAGUGCCCAUUUCACAUUUACCUGUUGUGACCAGCCCACCAGGAUCCUUUAUACAGGCUUUUUCUUGGCCCUCCCAACAGUUGCCUCAUUCUCCACACCAGCUCUAUCCAUCUAUGUCACACUUUGUUUCAUUACAUCCUCAUUAUGCUGCUUUAUCUGAGAUGAAUUUGUCCAGGAGGACUCCUUCUUACAUGACUUCAUCUACCUUUUCCCACAUGAGUCCUGCGUUACCACCAGGUCACCCCUCUGUUGCCACUGGAAUACCCAUAUCAUCUGGUGGACCACCUCCUCCCCCUCCCCCUCCUCCACCACCUACGGGAACCACACCUCCUCCUCCUCCCCCAUUGCCAGCAGGUGGUGGAGGAUCUAGCAUUGAUGAUGGAUCAAUGUCAGGACUAGCAGCGGCUCUGGCUGGUGCCAAACUAAGAAGAGUGCAACGGCCAGAGGAUGGAUCUGGAGGUUCUAGUCCCAGUGGUGCUUCCAAGAGUGAUGUCAAUCGAACAAGUAGUGGAGGAGGUGGGCUUAUGGAGGAAAUGAAUAAACUAUUAGCAAAAAGGAGAAAAGCAGCAUCCCAGUCAGAUAAGCCAGUGGAUAAAAAAGAAGAGGAAAGCCAAAAUGAAGAUGCUAGCACUUCUCCUACUCCUGUUACACGAGGCCCUGUCCAACAGCAGAAUUCUUCAGAUGCUGGCAAGAAACUUUGGGAGAGAAGCAAUUCCAUGGAAAAACCGGUCACUUCAUUACUCUCUAGAAACCCAUCAGUGGAGAGAAGUCCUGAAUCUAAAGGCCCUGUUCAGUUUCAGCCAUCUUUUAGGAUGAAGCCAGCAAGCAGCAGUAAUGAUGUGGCAAUGGACACUUUAGAUUUUGAUCGUAUGAAACAAGAAAUAUUGGAGGAAGUUGUAAAAGAGUUACACAAAGUAAAAGAAGAGAUAAUUGAUGCCAUCCGGCAGGAAUUGAGUCGAAUCAGCACAACAUAAUGGCCACAAGACCAUCUGGAAGUUGCAAGGGACAUGACAAAUGAUGGUUCAUUUCUAAGUGUACCAAGAUCAUGCAGAAUGGUGAAAGAGGACACCUGACAGCAUCUUUUGUUUUUAAAAUCCUUUUUAUUAGCAGACUCAGCAGACUUUGAAGCUUGCUACUGCCUUGGAUUUACUUCAUUUAAAAAAGAAAGAAUAAAGUCUUAAAAUCUUUGAAAUGGAAAAUAUUAAAAAUUUAUCUGGAUUUUUAAAAUUCAUCUGAUAAUGCACAUCAGAUUUGGUCAGCCUUUUUGUAUUUUGUAUUUGCUUAUUUAAAUGUAUGACAUUUUUGUUUUUAGUAUAUUGUAGGUAAGGAAACAUAUGGUCCAUUUGCUUUUAUUAGAUGAUUUCAAAAUAAUUUUACUGGUAGUCUGCAGUGUAAAUGAAAACAUUUUUGCCAACAGAAUCUAAUUAAUGGCAUCAGUAGUUGAGGCCAGAAGAUGCCAGCUGUCAGCCAGGAAGUUCCUGGUCUCAAAGCUACCACAAUAUUAAAGCGGUACAUCGGUGCAUCACAGCAUCUGUGCUCAUACUGGUAAUAAAUUGUUCAUUGUC
Molecule: messenger RNA, 6722 nt
Organism: Crotalus tigris (Tiger rattlesnake)
Lineage: Eukaryota; Metazoa; Chordata; Lepidosauria; Squamata; Viperidae
Gene: EVL
Product: Enah/Vasp-like
Exons: 13
Coding region: 4296-6131 (611 amino acids)
Biological process (GO): actin polymerization or depolymerization; protein homotetramerization; positive regulation of actin filament polymerization
Cellular component (GO): cytoskeleton
Molecular function (GO): actin binding; SH3 domain binding; profilin binding
Source: RefSeq, a predicted model, not a curated record